Messenger RNA from Vigna radiata var. radiata (mung bean), 1185 nucleotides. Its product is annotated as protein FAR-RED IMPAIRED RESPONSE 1-like. The record is from RefSeq and is a predicted model, not a curated record. NCBI's taxonomy places the organism in Eukaryota, Viridiplantae, Streptophyta, Magnoliopsida, Fabales, Fabaceae. Bases 1 to 1185 code for a protein of 394 amino acids. Gene Ontology annotation, molecular function: zinc ion binding. Gene Ontology annotation, biological process: regulation of DNA-templated transcription. The transcript has a single exon.
AUGUCAACUACUCAAAGAAGCGAGGGAAUGAAUGCUUUCUUUGAUGGUUUUAUUAAUUCCACUACCACCCUGCAACAAUUUGUGAUUCAAUACGAUAAUGCUCUAAAAGUUAAGGCACAAAAAGAAUUAGAAGCUAAUUUUGCCUCUCUAAAUACAACAGUUGCAUGUGGGUCUCAAUCACUAAUUGAGAGACAAUUUCAAGUUGAGUACACACAUGAAAAAUUUGAGGAAGUACAAAAUGAGUUUCGAUCAAGGAUGAAUUGUUUCAUUAAAGACACAGUGAAGGAAAGUAUUUUCAACAUCUACACAAUUAAAGAAGAGUGCAUGUGGGAGGGAAAAUGUGUGCCAAAAUAUUACCAUGUUCAAUUUGAUCCUGUUUUAAAAGAGAUUACUUGCUCCUGCCUACUGUUCGAGUUUAGAGGCAUUAUAUGUAGGCAUUCGCUAUUGGUUCUAGGUCAGGAAGAUGUUCAUAAUGUACCCUCAAAAUAUGUACUUCGGCGUUGGAGCAAAAACAUCCGUAGAAAGCACACACUUAUUAGAGCAGCUUAUAGUUCUUUACAACAUGAUCCCAAGAUGCAAAGAUACCAAACUUUGUGUAAGCAGUUCUAUAAUCUGGCUGAGGCUGCAUGUGAAUCUGAAUGUGCUUCUGAUCAAUUGGAAAAAGAUUUGAAAUGUCUUGCUAAAAAGUUCGGUUUGAGUUCAAGUCUGAAAAAUAACAUCGUAAGUGAGGGAGGACAAUUAAGGUAUGAGAAUGUCGUCCCAGAAAAUCCAUCCUACAAUACAUGCAGAAGUAGUGACGUACUAGUUCGCAGUCCCGUCGCGGUUAAGCGAAAAGGCCGACCAAGAACUAACAGAUUGAAAUCAACCGUUGAAAGUAGGUGCAAAAAGAAAUCAAAGGCAACUAAAAAAAAUUCUUCAACAACACCUUCUCAACCAAAUGUGAGAGCAUUAAAUGUUAGUUUUCCUAUAAUUAUCAUUAGUACAAAUAUUGUUAUCUUCUGUUACAUGUUGGUAAUGCGUGUUACUUUAUGCACUCAGGUAACCACAACAUGUAAUGUAGCACAAAACCCCCAGGACAUGGAAUAUGCAUCCCAAACAGUUCAGAUAUCCCAACUAUCUGAAGUUGCUCCUAAUGGCUUUAUGUCCUUGCUCUCUGCGGUCCAUAACACUUUUGAGAAUAUAUAA